UUUCCCACAUUUGUUUGGCGCUAAAUUUGAAUGCAGUCUCAAAGGAAACGAAAUAUACUCGAAACUGCUGCAUCUGAAGAAGAAGAUUCGUCUUUGUAUCAACAACAAGUAAAAGAAAGGCGAAGAAAGCAAGGCAAGUUUCAUAAGCUCGACAGAGAUAGUGGAUUUGAGCCCUUGUUAUCUCUAACAGGGUCCAAAGUUGGAUGGCUGUUUAACGCAGUAGCUACCACUGUUGAGGACCCAACAAAUAAGAGGGUUACACAGGCUGUAGACCUCUUCUUUAUCGGUGCUGAUGGGAAUCAUUUUCGUGCCACCAUGAUAUGUAGACCAUAUUUUUACCUCAAAGUGAAAGAAGGCUCUGAGGAAGAAGUAGAGUUCGCCUUGAAAAAGUAUUUUCGUGAUAAACUCUAUGCUAUAAAGCAAGUAGCUCUUCACGAUCAGUCAGUUCCAAAUCACGUUGCAAGCAUGACAAAGAGAUCUUUAUUGGCUAUCGAAUUUCGAACUAUGUCAGAGCUCAAUGAAGUAUCAAGCUUCGUUCUUCGUAGAUUGGAAGAGUUCAGCACAAGUAGGAAUUUGUUAUUGGAAGAAACGAAAGAGAAUGAAGAAAAAUUAACGAGAAGCGACGGAUUUCAUUCUAUUCUCGAAAUAUUUGAAUAUGAUAUAUCUCCCAUUUCAAGAACUAUGAUUAGUCAAAAUAUACAUGUUGGUCUUUGGUACAAUGUCCGAGUCGACUCCAAAUCCAAUGCAGUUUUGCAUCCUCUAUCAGAAAUAGUAGAAAGGCCACAGCCCGUUGUUUUGGCAUUUGAUAUUGAGACAACAAAAGCUCCUCUCAAAUUUCCUGAUGCAAAAACUGGUGAUCAAGUUAUGAUGAUAUCUUGGAUGAUAGAUGGAAAAGGAUAUCUAGGUGUGAAUAGAGAAAUUGUUGCUGCAAAUAUUGACGAUUUCACUUAUAGUCCUAAAGAUGAGUUUCCAGGAGACUUUACAGUUUUCAAUGAAAAUGAUGAAAGGUCGUUAUUACUACGAUUCCUAGAUGAGAUACAGUUACAUACUCCACAAAUUUUUGUGACAUAUAACGGAGAUAUGUUUGACUGGCCAUUUGUUUUUGAAAGAGCCAGAUAUUAUGAUAUCGACAUAGAAAAGGAAAUAGGAAUAUCAUGCAAUCAAAGGGAAACUCGCGGUCGCGCAACGAUUCAUUUGGACUGUAUGCACUGGGUGAAUCGAGAUUCAUAUCUACCACAGGGUUCCCGUGGUCUUAAAGCAGUUACUCGAUCACUACUUGGUUACGAUCCUCUUGAACUUGAUCCAGAAGAAAUGAUGCCUGCAGCAAGAAGUAAUCCUCAACUGUUAGCAUCCUAUUCAGUUUCUGACGCAGUUUGUACGUAUUACUUGUACAUGAGAUACGUCCACCCGUUUAUAUUUUCUCUUUGUAACAUUGUUCCACUUCCACCAGAAGACGUCCUGCGCAGAGGUUCUGGAACCUUGUGCGAGAAUUUACUAAUGAAAGAAGCUUACCAACAGGAUAUUUUAUGUCCUAAUAAACAUCAAACUACAUUGGAAAAGUAUUAUGAUGGUCAUCUUUUAGAAAAUGAAACCUACAUCGGAGGGCACGUGGAGGCACUACAAGCAGGCGUAUUUCGAAGCGACUUAUCAGUUCGGUUCUCGCUUUCCGAGGAAGUAUUGGGUGAUCUCACUCGCAGACUGGAUGAAAUAUUGCAGCACGCAAUGAAUAGAUUGAAAGUUGAUCCAUCCAAGGUGACCAAUUAUGUUCAACUAUCAUCGUCUCUAACCGAGUCUCUGAAGGCUUUAAAACAUACACAUGCUUUCAAUGACUUUCCGGUUAUCUAUCAUUUAGAUGUAGGUGCUAUGUAUCCAAACGUUAUUCUGACCAAUCGACUGCAACCUCAUGCAAUCGUUUCCAAGCAUCAGUGUGCAUCUUGUGCUUUCAACGAGUUGGAAGAUUCACAAUGUAAAAGAAAUUUAAAGUGGACUUGGAAAGGAGAAUAUUUUCCAGCAACUCACGGCGAAACUAACCAGAUAAGAAGAGACAUUUUAUCCAAUCCAAAUGGCAAUCAAGUAGAAAAUGUCAGAAGUUCUGAGGAAUUCCGCAGGCGACUAAAGCAAUAUUGUCAAAAGAUCUAUAAAAAGACUUUGGACAGCUAUACUGAAGAACGAGAAGCUACAGUCUGUCAGAGAGAACAUCCCUUUUACGUUAAUACCGUAAGAGCAUUUCGAGAUCGGCGCUAUGAAUACAAAAAAUUAUUGAAACAAUGGAAAAGAAAGCUGCAAGAUGCUCAAGGGAACAAGGAUUGGAAAAGUAUUGAAGAAGCGAAAAAAAUGUGUGUUCUAUACGAAAGUUUACAAUUAGCUCAUAAAUGUAUCCUCAACUCGUUCUAUGGUUAUGUAAUGAGAAAAGCUGCGAGAUGGUACUCCAUGGAAAUGGCUGGAGUUGUAACUCAAAUAGGCGCAAACAUCAUUCGCUAUGCUCGCAGUGUUGUAGAUGGUGUUGGAAUAGCUUUGGAGUUAGAUACUGAUGGUAUUUGGUGUGCACUUCCAAAGAGUUUCCCUGAAAAGAUAGUUUUUCAAACUCAUGACCAAGUGACAUAUGAGAGUAGUUUCAUAUGUGAAAUAUUGAACUACGGAAUAUUCCAGCAAUUUAGCAAUCCCCAGUAUCAAUCUUUGGUUAACACGGAAAGAAAAGAAUUUGAAAGGGAGACAGUGUGCAGUAUUGAAUUUGAAUUUGAUGGUCCCUAUCGAGCCAUGAUCUUACCAGCUUCAAAAGAGGAAGGCAAGAGCAUCAAGAAAAGAUAUGCUGUGUUUCAUAUGGAUGGAAGUAUGGCCGAAUUGAAAGGAUUUGAAAUGAAAAGACGAGGAGAGCUGAAGCUCAUUAAAAUUUUUCAGUCAGACUUGUUUCAACGUUUUCUCUUAGGGGAGACUUUAGAGGAAUGCUAUCAGAAAGUAGGAGAAGCCGCAAACAAUUGGCUCGAAGUGCUUGAAACGCAAGGAGCUUCUUGUAGCGAACAAGAGAUCAUUGAACUAUUGGCAGAACAAAAUACUAUGAGCAAGUCCUUGGGAGAAUAUCUAAAAUUGAAACAGAAGAGCCUUGCUAUCACUACUGCAAAGAGACUAGCUGAGUUUUUGGGUCCUCAAAUGGUUCGAGAUAAGGGCCUUGCUUGUAAAUAUGUGAUAGCUAGAAAGCCAGAAAAUGCACAGGUUACCGAACGUGCUAUUCCCAUUCAAAUCUUCUCCGCAGAACAGUCUAUCCGAGAAUCUUUUCUGAAAAAAUGGCUAAAGGAAACAGAUAGCGAAGCUAUACAACUUCGAGAAUUUUUGGAUUGGCAGUAUUACAAAGAAAGGUUAGCAUCAACUAUUCAAAAGAUUAUUACGAUUCCAGCAGCUUUUCAGUCCGUCGAAAAUCCUGUACCAAGGGUUGCUCAUCCAGAAUGGCUUUCAGCAAAACUAAGAGAUAUUUCAUGUCGAGCAAAACAGUCAAUGGUCGCCGACUUCUUCGCAAAGUCGAAUGAAAACUCUGGCUUUCAAAAAGAAUCCAUGCCAGAUUUAGAGGAUAUUUCUGUCGUAAGAAUGCUAUCACUUUCCCAGAGAACGAAACAGAUAGAGAAUGUAUCGGCUUCGGAAGAAAUGGCUCAGAAUGAUAAUUUGAGGGCAGAAGAUAAACCAAAUAUUCAGAAAAGCUUUUAUAGUUGGCUUGUGUACAUGCGGAACAUUUGGAGGCUGGAAAGAAGAAACAAGGUAGUGAAGCGAGUACAAAAAAGACAACAUGAAAACUUCGAAAGCAGGUACGACAAAGAUGUCCUACCUCCAUCUCGCCAACGACAGCGCAAAGAUAUUCGAAGAUUCAUAGCACCUGAUCCAACAGUCGCAUCUGAAGAGUUCCAACUACAGACCGAACUGCACAUUUUAUCUAUUCAAGCUACAGAAACACCUGGAGAAUUUCAAAUUUGGAUACUUCCUCGAUUUCCUCAAGAUACUCGAACAGACAAGCCUCUCGAAAAGCCGUUUUCUUGUUUUAUAUCUUCUAAAAGAACUUUGUAUGUGAACUGCAGACAACCAUCAAGUAGAGCUAUUGGACCACAAAUAUUCAAUGUGCGUCUUCCAAGAUAUCGAAAACCCUGUUAUUUGUAUCAAGUGGAAGUAGAAGAAAGCGCUUUUCUACGUCAGCAAAAUGAACUGAACGACUUGGUUCCUCUGUCAGAAGUGGAAGGAAUAUAUGAAACUCAAGUCCCACUUCUUACAAAUAUUUGUCAACGACUUGGAAACGUUUGCAAGGUUAAAGACUCUGCAACUUUUGGGCACAUGAUUCUGGGAGAUAAGGUAGACAUUCAACAGAUAGAGCCGAUAUCUAGCAAACAAGAAUACCUUGGCCACUUAUCCAACCCCGAAGAAAAGGCAUUUUUGUACGUAUGUUUGUCGAUUACCAAAGAAAGGGGUCUGAUUGCUUUGACCGUUCCCUAUUUGAACAAAAUUUGGCUCUGCUUCAUUUCGAUAGGACAGCAAUGCCCUCAUAUCGAACUGCAUCGACUCUUAGAAGAAAGUUGUUCUGCGGCAUUUCUACAAGAGGUUGAGACUAGUAGUUGGCAAGUUGAGUCGUCCGUAUUUAAAGGCUAUCAAGAAGCUCUCAAAACGUUGUCUAUGCAAGCAAGUGAAAGUUUGAAAUCCUCUUCAAGUCUUUUAUGCAUUUUAUUCGUUCAAUCAAGUCUUCCGCCUUGGGCAUUAUCCAAGUACUUUCGUUGUACUAAUGUCACUCCAGUGAGUUGUGUAGAUUAUAUGUGGGAAGACAGCCAGUUUCCAGUGAUCGGCUGGGAGGUGCUAGUAGUGAAGCAAUUCUUACGGAGAAACGAACAUAUCAUCUUACAAGCUAGACAUCUACUCUCGUUUGCUAGGAUUUCUCAGAUUCCUGUCGGAAACAUCUCCAUGAAAGAUCCUUAUUCACAGUGUCUUGAUAUGAAUUGGGCCCAGGAUUUGAGAAAGAACAACUUUAUUUUGUGGAUGUCCGAUAGAGCUGUUCCGGACUUGGGUGGUCAUGAGUCCGAAUACCAGCUCCAUGACCUACUUGAGCUUCGAGAACCAAGUGUUGAAGAAAAGGAGUAUCUGCUUCCUGGACUUUAUGAAAAUAUUUGUGUUGAAUUCGAGCUACAGAAUGUUGCUCUUUGUACUAUUCUUUCACAGGAUAUAUUAUCAGAAAUGGAAGGUUCCGAGAUUCCUUUUGUUACAGAUCUUUUUCAAAAUUUUGAUAAGGAGCUGGAUUCUUCUUCAAAUGAAGAAGCCGUUGGCUACGAAAAAAUUCUUCCUGCCUUCUCUGUGUUACGUCAAACGUUGUUGAGACUGUUUUCCAAUGUGAACAAGAGCUUUAUAACAGAAACACUUCAGAAUCACCUUCUUCGCUGGAUUCUUAAGGAAACAAGCUUAAUGUAUGAACCGUUGCUUGUUAGUUUUGUUCAACAUCAAAUGCACAAGGUACUUGUUAUUUUGGUCAAUUCUUUGAAGCAACUGGGUGCCAUCGUUCCACUAGCGACGUAUCAUAGAAUGAUUAUAGCAACCAAACGGAGUCAUGCAAUGGAUGCCAUGCGAUAUUGCGGUUUCUUAGCCAACACAAUUCGUGAAAACCAGCUCUUUCACUAUUUACGUUUUGCUCCCAUUCUUUUCGUUCAUCGAUGUCUCAUUUUAGUUGAUUCCUUCAACUAUGGUAGUAUCCCAGUGGUUGAUGAGAUACAUAUUUUGCGAGGUGAAGCGUUAAAAGGUUAUAUAGAGUCCGAAAGGCCAGCUUCUCGAAUGCAAUGGGAUUUGGCUGAUCAUUUUACUACGGACUUGACUUUGAGAUGGAAUAGAAUUUUGGAACAGUUAUUGGAAAAUUUGCACAGUGGCUCACUUGUUUGUGUGGAUUCCACCGAAGAAAAGAAGAACAACAACAAUAUUCCGCUUGCUUCUUUUGUUUCUAAUUUGAGACAAGAGUUGUACAAUUUAGUAAAUGACUCCGCGGAUUCUUAUCACAUGAAUGGAGUACCACCUCAUCCGGGUAGGCUGAUUGGCUCUUAUCAACCUAUUGUAUUGUAAGUAUUUUUAGUGUUCAUUGGCAAUUCUUGUUGAAAAAUCCCAGGUUCGUUUCUAGUCUAACUCAUGUUCUCUCAAUGUGC
Messenger RNA from Galdieria sulphuraria, 6149 nucleotides. RefSeq names its product DNA polymerase epsilon subunit 1. The transcript is spliced from 23 exons. The coding region runs from base 31 to 6069 and encodes 2012 amino acids. Gene Ontology annotation, molecular function: nucleotide binding; DNA binding; single-stranded DNA 3'-5' DNA exonuclease activity. Gene Ontology annotation, biological process: leading strand elongation; nucleotide-excision repair, DNA gap filling; DNA replication. Lineage: Eukaryota; Rhodophyta; Bangiophyceae; Galdieriales; Galdieriaceae. The record is from RefSeq and is a predicted model, not a curated record. Gene Ontology annotation, cellular component: epsilon DNA polymerase complex; nucleus.